AUGGGAUUCUGGACACUAAUGGAAGGGUUGCUGCUAUUUGCAAACGCACUAGCUAUCCUCAACGAAGACCGUUUCCUAGCUCCAAAAGGAUGGACCCUCGCGGAGCUACACCAAACCGGCAAAAGAAACUCUCUCAAAGGCCAAAUCGUUGGUCUCAUCCACGCUUGCCAGUACAUGAGGCUCCCCCUCAUGCUCUUUAACUUAAUUGUCAUCGUCGUUAAGCUUUUCUCCGGUUAAACACACACAAGUCAGAACAAGCACUUUGUUGUUUAUGCCUCGAUAAAAAUUUAAAUCAAAAGUUUGCGUUGUAUACAUUAUUGUUCUUGUUAUUUAUUCAACUACAAACACAAAGUGGAACAGAACAACAUGUUCUUGAGACCAUAAGCUAUGAACUUUGGGUUUGGUUCUUCA
This is a messenger RNA of Brassica napus (rape), 411 nucleotides long. Its product is annotated as immediate early response 3-interacting protein 1. Gene Ontology annotation, biological process: endoplasmic reticulum to Golgi vesicle-mediated transport. The record is from RefSeq and is a predicted model, not a curated record. Bases 1 to 237 code for a protein of 78 amino acids. NCBI's taxonomy places the organism in Eukaryota, Viridiplantae, Streptophyta, Magnoliopsida, Brassicales, Brassicaceae. Gene Ontology annotation, cellular component: COPII-coated ER to Golgi transport vesicle; Golgi membrane; endoplasmic reticulum membrane. The transcript has a single exon.